AUGCUACAGACAAUUAUCUGGAAAACUCAUAAUGAAGACUCUCAGCUUCAUUCAUUUACAGAAUUGAGCAUACUUUUCUUCCCUCACUCCUCUCUGCAGAUUAUUCCUUGGGAACAACUUCCUCAAGAGAACCAAACCACUAUUACUGAAUUCUUGUUGCUGGGUUUCUCUAAUCUCCAAGAAAAGCAGCUUGUGCUUUUCCCUAUCUUUCUUUGCCUCUACCUACUCAUCCUCAGUGGGAAUAUCACUAUUGUCACUGUUAUCUGCUUGGAACACAGUCUCCACAUCCCCAUGUACUUUUUCUUAGGGGUCCUCUCUAUUUCUGAAACCUGUUAUACAUUCGUUGUUCUGCCCAAGAUGCUUGUCAACUUGUUCUCUGUGCUCAGGACCAUCUCCUUCAUCAGCUGUGCUGUCCAGAUGUUCUUUUUUCUUGGCUUUGGUGUUUCCAACUGCUUGCUACUUGGUGUGAUGGGUUAUGAUCGCUAUGCUGCCAUAUGCCACCCAUUGCGCUACCCAAUCCUCAUGAACUGGAGGGUCUGCAGACUGUUAGCAGUCACUUGUGGACUAAGUGGCUUUUUAAUUUCCUUGGUAGGCACCACCUUGGUCUUCAUUCUUCCUUUCUGCAACUCCAACAAGGUUGAACACUACUUCUGUGAUAUUUCACCGGUUAUUCACCUUGCCUGUGGUGAUGCUUCUAUCAAUGAGUUUGUCAUAUUCAUCUGCGGUGUCCUGGUGCUUGUUUUCCCUUUGACCUUCAUCUGCAUUUCUUACGGUUUCAUUGUUAGUACCAUCUUAAAGAUUCCAUCUGCUGAGGGAAAACGGAAGGCCUUUUCUACCUGUGCCUCUCACCUCACUGUGGUUGUAGUUCACUAUGGUUGUGCAUCAUUUGUCUACCUCAGGCCCUCCAGGAUUUCAUCAAGUAAAGACCAACUGGUGACAGUGACUUAUACCAUUAUCACCCCCUUAUUGAAUCCUUUGAUUUAUAGUUUACGGAACAAGGAUGUCCAAAUAGCCAUCCGGAAAGUGAUCACUUGGGGAGGGUUUUCCCUAAAAACCAUAUAA
Molecule: messenger RNA, 1062 nt
Organism: Sarcophilus harrisii (Tasmanian devil)
Lineage: Eukaryota; Metazoa; Chordata; Mammalia; Dasyuromorphia; Dasyuridae
Product: olfactory receptor 10R2-like
Exons: 1
Coding region: 1-1062 (353 amino acids)
Biological process (GO): G protein-coupled receptor signaling pathway
Cellular component (GO): membrane
Molecular function (GO): G protein-coupled receptor activity; olfactory receptor activity
Source: RefSeq, a predicted model, not a curated record